CCCUGCCAGGGAGCGUUUCAGCAGCCUGGGACAGCAGCCAGGCCCCCAUGGCCUGGCACUGAGCCCCUGCAUCCUCCCUGCUCAGGGCUGGCCUCGGCGCUGCUCCGCCAGGGAAACGCCAGCCCAGGAGCUGCAGGAAGAUGAUGUGCCUGCCCGCCUCCCCACCGGCGCUGAGGAUGUGCCUGGGGCUCGGGCUCUUGGUGCUGCUCUGCCUUGGGAUAGGCCAAGCGCUGGAGAAGAAAGUGGUCAGAAGCAAAGCGGGGGAAAAGGCCAGCCUGCCUUGCUGCCAUGAAAUCCCCAGCUCAGAAAGCCUGCACAAGUACCGGGUGUACUGGCAGAAGAACAUCACCGACGUGGUGCUGGCCUACUCGGAGGGGAAGGUGAUCUCCCAGCACGAGCGGUACCAGAACCGCACAGAGAUGGACCCCUGGAACCUCACGCUGUGGAUCUCCCCCGUGGAGAUCCUGGACAACGGCUCCUACCAGUGCGUGGUUCAGCGCAACUCUGUGCUGGUGUGCAGCGAGUCUGUCAUCCUCUCUGUCACAGCUGACUUCAGCAAGCCCAACAUUACGGCAGAAGUGACCGCUGACUCCUGCGAGUCGACUGAGAUGGUGAUAACCUGUUCUUCUCACGGAGGUUUCCCCAAGGCCACACUCUCUGGAGCCCUCAACAACAUGUCCAUGGAGUGGAAUGCCAGCUGGGUGUCUGAGUCCAGCUUCAGCCCCUACAACGUCACUGGAAAAAGGGUGCUCAACGUGACCAAAGACGUCACCAUCACUUGCUCCGUUGAAUACAGUGGCUUUGCUACGUCCACCAGUUUGCUUCUGAAAAAAACAAACAACUGCGUGGUUCCUCCUGCGCCUCUGCCUUAUAAUGUCAUUACUGCUUCAAUUAUCAUCGUUAUCACCUUCAUUCUGGCUAUCACCCUGGCUGCAAGAUACCUCCCAAGGCAUGUUUGUUCCCGCUGUUGCAAUCACCAGGAUUCUGUGGAAGAGGGUGUGAAAGAACACACAAAGGCACCCAUGAGCUAUAAAGUGACAGCUGAAACAUCAUCUGUAUGACCAGAUAGCAUUUGCAGAUUCUUCCCGCUGUGCGUCCCGCGCUGCAGACUCCACUGCUGGUUGCACAGCGAUGCUUGCUGCCUUGGCUCUCUGCGAGGGGGUGGCAGCAGCAGAACUCUCUGCUCACCACGGCUGGAACACGAUCUCCUGUGGACGAUGCAAACCCUGCCCACGCCACCGAAGCCCCGCGGUGGCCUCGUUACAGGGAUUCCAGCUGAGAGGAGCCUCCGUGUUCCUGCAGUGGCAGAAGGAUGUCACCAGUGCCACACCAGGACUUCAGCAACCUGCUCUGUGACAACUCUCUGUGACAAUCAGGGACCUGCAGAGCCCUAGCAGGGAGCAAAUGCCCACCUACCCCUUCAAUAACACGGAGCUGCCCUUUGGGACACCCCAAAUCCUGACAUGCAAUCUCAUCAGUUUGUGCCUCCACGCUGCGAGUGGGAGCAGCCAAAACUUCUUUAAUGUUCAUCCUCACACAAGCAUCUCUUCUUCCUGCUGGAGGACUUUGGAUUUGGACUCGACCAUUACAGAUACACAUCCCUUUUCCCCUAAAGAGGAAAUAGUGGGCAGGUUUUUCAUGAGAAAAAGACACCUUGCAAGUGAGUCUGUGUGCCUCAUGCUUAUUUGCAGCGCUAUGAGACUUUUUAGGCAAUGAUACACACUGACAGCACUCCUAAGAACUAAUGAAUAUUGCUUACCCACUGCAGUGGCACAAGUUCUCAUAACCUUUGUCUCCUGAAAGGAUGAAAGGACAGCCUUGCCAGCCCAAGCACCGAGGUACAGCCACACCACCUGUGCACACACAUGGCCGAGCUUCCACGUGCAUUCCUUCCUUCCCAGCCACACCUGGAAAGCCCCACUGGACCCUGUGUGACAGCCAGAGGUGAUCUCCUGGGUAUCUGCUGUCAUCAAAUGUGACUCUGGGCCUUGCUUCAUGAACCUGGCUCUGCUUCUGCGUGUACAUCUGCCAUGGGAUACUUGUUAGAGAAAGCUCUGCAGAUUUUUGGGAGUUUCUCACAGCAAUGUGAAGGUAUUUACUUUGCAUUGAACAUUGCUGCUUUCUGCCAGUGUUCUCUACUCAGCCAGGACUACAAGGAAUUUCCCUACAGGAUGCUAACAUUGAACAGGACUCAUCUGAUCCAGGUGACAUUCUUGCCUACUGUGUAGGAAAAAAUGGCUUCUCAUUUUGAGGGAAAAAGAGGAAAAUGCCCCAACCCCCAAUAAGCUUCACAAGCAACUCUGCCCUGAGUUUGACUGGAAUGUUUUUAUCCCUUUUGCUCUGCAAGCUGUACCCACUCCCUCACUGUUCUAUCCACGUUAUCAGGGCAAACCAAAGUCUGACAGCACAGUGCCAUCCUCUUUGUGGGAUAUGUUGUUACUUGGGCUGCUUAUCUUCCUAGGACACAGCAAAGACAUAGUCCAUCCAUUUCACUUUUUUUCUACUUGGUACAUAUUGAGAAACUGCUGGAGAAAAUAGGAGGAUUAAAAAUGGUUUAUAGGAUACUGAGCUCUGAGAUUAAGUAAAAAAUGAGACAAUGCUCCCUUCCUACUCCUGCCGAGUCACACUGUGCUAUCACCUUUUUACUGCUUUCCCAUUGUGUCAAGUGUAAUGGGAACUUCAGAACAUUCUUACAGAGGAGUUUUAGACAGAGAAAAGGAGGUAAGCUGGGGGUGAAGGAAACAAUUGCACUUGUGUGUUCUGGAUGCAAACAGAAGACAAGUGACAGAAAUCAGGGUGUUUUCAAAAGGCAGCCUGACCUUACUGCAGGACUUGGUGCAUGAGUGAUGUGUGUCACACUUUUUGGGUUUCCUGUUCUUUCAGCCUAUGCUUGCUCCAGCACAAACCACCAGCUCCCUGCAGGCUGACCACCCUCUCCUGGCAUUCAGUUCCAACUUUGCUGAUUUCCAGCAGUGUUUUUCCCUAUAACCACCCUGCAGCUGCACCUUGCCAGCCACACCACAGCUCAGCCAGUUGCACCAGCACAUUUUCCCUCUCACUACCCCAUGCUCUCUCCUUCUGCUCCUGACCAGGGACUGUGCAGCCUCCUGGGGAAGGGUUUGUCUUUUGCUCUGUGCCAAACCUUUUCACAUCACCACAGACUCCAGUAACACUUCCAGUAACUCCUUCUAAAGGAAUCCAAAAAUUUCACUGACAAGUAUGUCUAGCAUCAGGUUCUUUGGUUCAUUUUUCAUUAAGCACUAAUACUCUGGAUCAUGUUUUCUAUUGCCUUAGGGUGUAUUCAGUGAGUUGCACAGAAAUGGUUUCUGUGACACUUUCUCAGCUUCAUAUUUGUCAUUGUAGCAAGUGAGCUGCUCUGUUUACCCUGGAUCUUUUGUACAUAAUGUUUCCUGGGGUUCCUCCUUUAAUUGUAUUAAAAAAUAAAUUGUAAACUUGGUUUUCUUUCCUUAGUAAUAAAAGAUGCAUGUCUAUGCAGUGGGUAGAACCUCUGUUAUUCAUGUUAGCCACCAUUUCACAUCAUCCAGGUAGGUGAUGCAGGUGUUGACAAAGCUGUACCAGGUACAGCUGGCAUCAAACCACAGCUCUGUCCAGUGUACUGACAGCAAUGACAAAAUGACACUCAGGUAACCCAGCUUGUGACUUUCCCACCCCUCACACCUCUGUUUGCCACAGAUCAUCCUUCUCCCUCCAAACAUGAGGCUCCCUGCAAAAGCAAAACCCAGAGUGAGGUGUUCUCACUGCACCCCUGCUCCUUGGGUUACCUACUCUGGAAGUGGAAGGUCAAUAAUUUCAGUGCUGUGCUUCUGCUGGGGGUGAAAGGAGUGGGGAUGUGAAGAAUCCUUUACAGGUAUGUAAGAAACAAACUCUGAACCAAUUCUUCACUCCCCAUUCAGGAGUCUAAGAAAUAAGGAAGUGCAGGGAGCUAAAUUCAGCAGGAAACUGAGAAACAAAUGGCUGCUAAUCUUGAGUGUAGCUGGAAGUCUCUGCUUCCCUUAAGAACAUGUAACACAGAGAGAAAAUCCACACAACUGCUACACCUUGGCUCAGCCUUCCCUCUCGUGGAAAAACAUCCCUGCACCAAUGGUCAGGCACAGGAAAAUUAGUAUUCUUUAGGCAUCGCAUCAAAUACCACCGAACAGGAACAGAGGCAGAGCAAUGACACAGCUAAAUGUCAUCAGAGCUGCUGUGCAGAUAAGAGUGUGGGAUAUUGGGUGGGGAUGUAAUAGCAAGAAGAAAGAAGAUAAAAAAGAAGAAGAUAAGACAUCGCUGUGUGUGCAUAAUGGCAAAAAUGUAACUUAGAAAAGCUUCUUUUCUUUUUUUGGGGGGCAGAGGACACCACCAUUACUGUCACCAACACAUACAGCUUAAAACAGGAAGAAGGAAAGAUAUAUCCACACCUCUGCUUAUGCAGAUCCUUCACUUACACAUAGAAAAGGAAAAUCACAGCUGGCUGAUGACAGCCCUGAAAUACACGUGUUUAUUCAAUGGAAAAAUGAGCUACACUGGAGUGUUUAAAAAAUUAAAUGCUCACUUCAGGAGUCAGAAAACACAACACCUUCUUGAA
This is a messenger RNA of Zonotrichia leucophrys gambelii, 4585 nucleotides long. RefSeq names its product T-lymphocyte activation antigen CD80-like. Bases 141 to 1061 code for a protein of 306 amino acids. NCBI's taxonomy places the organism in Eukaryota, Metazoa, Chordata, Aves, Passeriformes, Passerellidae. Gene Ontology annotation, cellular component: external side of plasma membrane. The transcript has 7 exons. Gene Ontology annotation, biological process: cellular response to lipopolysaccharide; immune response; positive regulation of T cell proliferation. The record is from RefSeq and is a predicted model, not a curated record.